Messenger RNA from Fraxinus pennsylvanica, 1593 nucleotides. The record is from the annotation of a GenBank genome assembly. Lineage: Eukaryota; Viridiplantae; Streptophyta; Magnoliopsida; Lamiales; Oleaceae.
AUGGCGGGUGAUGCUUCAAGGGGGAUUGAUCAGACAGCGACAUGGGCAGUGUCUGUUGUGUGUGCAAUCAUCAUAAUUAUCUCUAUUGCCUUGGAAAAGAUUCUCCACAAAGUUGGAACGUGGUUAACGGAUAGGCAUAAGAAAGCUCUGUAUGAGGCAUUGGAGAAGAUCAAAGCCGAGUUGAUGAUACUCGGUUUCAUCUCGCUAAUCCUCGUGUUCAGUCAAUAUUAUAUUGCUGAUAUCUGCAUACCUACUCAUGUUGCAAAUACCAUGUUGCCUUGUCCUUUAGAAGACGCAAAAGGUAAAGGAAAUGGUGGUCGUCGUAGACUUCUAUGGUAUGAGCGAAGGGUUUUGGCUGGUGAUAAAAAACCCAAGUGCAAGGAGGGCCGCGUAUCGCUUAUAUCAGUUGAUGGACUGCAUCAGAUACACAUUCUUAUAUUCUUUCUAGCAGUUUUCCAUGUAAUUUACAGUGCUAUUACUAUGGCGCUCGGAAGACUGAAGAUUCGUGGCUGGAAGCAAUGGGAAGAGGAGACUUCAUCCCACGACUAUGAGUUUUCAAAUGAUCCUUCAAGAUUCAGGCUAUCUCACGAGACAUCUUUUGUGAGAGCACACACUUCUUUCUGGACCAGGAAUCCGUUAUUCUUCUAUAUUGGAUGCUUUUUCCGUCAAUUUUUUAGGUCUGUUAGCAAAUCUGACUACAUGACCCUUCGCCAUGGCUUUAUCUCUGUCCAUUUAGGAGCGGGAAGCAAAUUUAACUUCCGAAAGUAUAUCAAAAGGUCACUAGAGGAUGACUAUAAAAAGGUCGUGGGAGUCAGUCCAGUAUUGUGGGGGUCAUUUGUGGUAUUCUUGCUCCUGAAUGUUAAGGGGUGGCAGGCAUUGUUUUGGGCAUCCUUAAUUCCUGUAAUUAUAAUCUUAGCUGUCGGCACAAAGCUACAAGCCAUUUUGACAAAGAUGGCCCUUGAGAUUACAGAAAGACAUGCAGUGGUCCGAGGCAUUCCACUUGUGCAAGGCUCGGACGAAUAUUUUUGGUUUGGUCGGCCCCAGUUAGUACUUCAGCUUAUACACUUUGCGCUGUUUCAGAAUGCCUUCCAGAUAACAUAUUUUUUGUGGAGUUGGUUUCUUAUAGCAAAAACUAUCCUAGGGGUGGCAGUCCUAUUCUUAUGCAGCUAUAGUACGCUUCCACUCUAUGCCCUCAUUGCUCAGAUGGGAUCACAUAUGAAGAAAUCUAUCUUUGAUGAAUAUACAUCUAAGGCGCUUAAGAAGUGGCAUAUGACUGUGAAGAAGAAUAAGGGAGGUCGGGUAGGAAGGUCUCCUACUCGAACCCUGGGUGAUGCAAGUCCCACAUCUUCAAUGGGUUCGCCUUUCCACUCAACUGGCGCUUCACUCCAACGUUUCAAAACUACUGGCCACUCAACACGUCAUGUUCAUGAAUACGAUGACCACGAAGUAUCUGACUUAGAGGCAGAUACAUCAUCACGUUUGGCACCGACAUCUAGCUUAAUCCUUAGAGUUGCUCAUAAUGAUGAUACAGAUAACAAUGGAGAAGAAACUAGGAAUGAAGAUGAGUUCUCAUUUGCUAAGACUACUGCCUAA